Molecule: messenger RNA, 831 nt
Organism: Plasmodium gonderi
Lineage: Eukaryota; Apicomplexa; Aconoidasida; Haemosporida; Plasmodiidae
Exons: 1
Coding region: 1-831 (276 amino acids)
Cellular component (GO): nucleus
Molecular function (GO): histone binding
Source: RefSeq, a predicted model, not a curated record
AUGGAAAAGGCAAUUAAAGAACGAAUUGAGAAAUGGAAAAAAGAAAAUUCAGUCGAUGGUAAAGAAGUAACAAAUGAAAAUGCAUAUGAAAAUUUGACGGAACUAAUAUUAGAUGGAAAGAAAUUUAGUGCAAUAAAAAAUGAAGAUGUAGAAUUAUUAAAAAAAUUUACUCAUUUAGAAAGAUUAAGUUUGAAUCAAACAGGAAUACAGACCUUAGAAAAUUUCCCCAAAAUAGAAACUUUGAAUGUGUUAGAAUUAACGGAUAAUCAUUUAAGUACAGUAGAUGUAUUAAAAUAUAUAGUCGAAACGUUUCCAAAUAUAAAAACGUUAGAAAUAGGUGGAAAUCAUUUUAAAAAUAUCAAAGAUUUUGAAGUAUUAAAGGAUUUAAAAAAUUUAAUUCGCCUAGGUGUACAAUUUAACCCAUUUGCUGAUGAUCCAAAUUAUCGCAAGGAAUUAUUUACCUUUCUACCAGAUAUUAAAAUUAUAGAUUGUUAUAACAAAGAAGGAGUUGAAGUUUUAAGCUCUGAUGAAGAAGAAGAUGAAGAAUAUGAAGAAGAUAAUACUCUUAAGAACUUUUAUGAAGCCGAUUUUAAAGAAGAAGAUGAAGAGGAAGAUGAAGAAUUUAUUCCAAAUGAUAAUGAGGAUGAAGAGGAUGAUGAAUUAGAUGAUGAUUUAGAGGAAGAAGAAUUAGAUGAUUUAGAUAAAGCAGAUUUAGAUGUAGAAACAAAAGAUACAGAAAAUCCACAGAAAGAGGAAAAAACAAAUAAAAGAAAACAGGAAUCUGUAGACAGUUCUAAUGAAACGGACACAAAAAAAGCAAAAGUCGAAUAA